AUAGAUUUUUUGAGCUGUUUUUUAUCCUCUUGAUUUGAUGCGAUUGAAUGCCCGUGCUUUGUAAAUGUGGUGAAUCAUACAUUCGAAACUCUUCCUUCUAUUUUCGCUGAAACUACUUUCGAAAAAGUGCCUUCCGUAUUGUUGACAUGUCCGAUCCAAGGUUACGACAGCUUAGCAUUAAAACCGGUGUCGUGAAGCGCCUGUCGAAGGAGAAAACCGUUUAUGAAAAGGAAGUUGAAACCCAGCGGAAUCGCAUCGAUAAGUUGAAGGCAAGCGGAUCCGAUGACCACGAUAUUCGAAAGCAGGAGGAAGUUCUGCAGGAAUCACUGAUGAUGGUUCCGGACUGUCAGCGAAGGUUAGCAAAAGCGUAUGAAGAGUUGAGUGAAAUGCUGAAGAACGAAGAGGAAUUGAAGGAGUGUGAACAAUAUACUGCGGCCGUGGCCGUGUUGGAGGACGCUAAAGUGAAUCUACCACAGUAUCAGUCCUAAUGCUGUGACAAGAAAGCACAUUUUCGACUAGAAUAUAAUACAACUACUGAACAAUAUUUUACAAUAACCUUAAAGAUAUCGCCCUGCAUAAUCCAAAUUGCAUUUAAA
Messenger RNA from Sabethes cyaneus, 596 nucleotides. RefSeq names its product tubulin-specific chaperone A (gene Tbca). The transcript has 3 exons. Gene Ontology annotation, molecular function: beta-tubulin binding. NCBI's taxonomy places the organism in Eukaryota, Metazoa, Arthropoda, Insecta, Diptera, Culicidae. Bases 147 to 488 code for a protein of 113 amino acids. Gene Ontology annotation, biological process: post-chaperonin tubulin folding pathway; tubulin complex assembly. Gene Ontology annotation, cellular component: cytosol; microtubule cytoskeleton. The record is from RefSeq and is a predicted model, not a curated record.